Mercenaria mercenaria is the source of this 4204-nucleotide messenger RNA. RefSeq names its product thrombospondin-1-like. Lineage: Eukaryota; Metazoa; Mollusca; Bivalvia; Venerida; Veneridae. Bases 435 to 1775 code for a protein of 446 amino acids. The record is from RefSeq and is a predicted model, not a curated record. Gene Ontology annotation, molecular function: protein binding. The transcript is spliced from 9 exons.
UUUUAUCAAACUGUUAUUUUAGUCAGUAUGUUUAUUGAUUUAGCUUGAGGAAUUUUUGAGGUCUUUUGUGCGUGUACAUAAUGGAACGAGUGAAUAUAUAAGGUGAUAUACAUGUGUUUGAUAACUGAUGAAGGUUUCAAUUCCGGACGGGAGAAGCAUUUAAUGUAGCAAAAGCGAAAUGUCCCGUGUUUAAAAAAGGUAAAACAUACUUAAGAGAAUGAACCGGUGAUAAUUAUUGAAGAUAUCCUACAAUAAAAUAGUUCUAAAUAUAGACCAUUUCGAAUGACAAUAUAUUUCUAAAGAUACAUUGGUUAAAAAGUAGUCCUUUUGAUUAUAACAACUUCAUAUUUUAAGUUAUAAUGUUUACGAAAGUGUUCUUUUUUUACUCUGCUUCUUGUGCAACGCCGAGUAAAAUGACAAAGCGCUCAUCCUGAAUGAUGUUGUUUAGUUUUAAAGCGUCACUAGAAUGUUACAACUGUAGUGGCGUGACAAACUUGCGUAAAUGUAACACCAAAGUUACAUGUGAAGAUAAACAGGUGUGUUUUAAAAAGAGAGAAUACACUGAACACGUUUCGUAUGAUUUAGGAUGUGUCGACAAUCAGAAUUGUGGUGACUUUGCAAACUUCACUUCUGGAUCCGGAGUAUCUGCUAUGAAAAUGGACGGAGGCCAAACACAGCCAUGUUUUGAAUGCUGCUCCACAAACAAUUGCAACUUCAGACUCUGUGGAUAUAAAGAUUCUUCUGAGUGUGUCGAUGACGCAAAGACAGACUGUGCGUAUUUGAACUCCUUGUUCAGUAUCUGCAAAUUGAUUAAUCAAGCGAAGAAGUUAUGCCCAAAAUACUGUAAACUAUGCAAUGUGGUGGAUGGGAACUGGUCACCUUGGUCAAACUGGUCAGACUGUGACGUCACAUGUGAAAAUGGAACACAGAUUCGAACUCGGUCAUGUACAGACCCUGCUCCACAAUAUGGUGGUUUGGAUUGCCCGGGAAAUGAUACCGAUACAAAGUCGUGUCACAGGGAACCUUGCCCGGUUCACGGAGGUUGGAGUACCUGGUCGUUAUGGAGUUUGUGUUCAGAGUCCUGUGACAUUGGAAUACGGCAUCGUGAUAGAUCUUGUACUGAACCUUAUCCGAGUCUCUUUGGCGACCACUGUUUUGGGAACUCAAGAGAGUAUAAAAAAUGCAUGCCUGGAGCUUGUGCAGAUGGCGGUUGGUCAAUGUGGAAAAACUGGGGGUCAUGCACUGAGAGUUGCGGUGGCGGAGUACGAACACGGUCAAGGUCAUGCACCAAUCCACGCCCUUCUUUGACGGGUCGGUCAUGUGAAGGAGAUAAUACUGAUGUUAGUACGUGUAACAGAACAGCGUGUCCUGAAUACAAUGUGGCAUUCACAGCGUACAAUGUACACAGGAAUUCGUCAAGCUACGCUACCCUCCUGUUCCAGAAGACCUACACCAACUUUGGAAACGCGUAUGAUACCACCACAGGGAAAUUUACAUGUAAUAUUCCUGGUGUGUACCAUUUUGUUGUGACUUUAUUAAAGUGUUUUCAAGAUAUUAACAAGGUAUUUGCAGAUUUAAAAAUCAAUGGUAGCAAUAAGCUUCAACUGUUCUUACGCCCUAAAAACAAUAACUACAAUGAAGCAUACAUGUUGACUGGUGCUGGUACCUUCCAUCUGAACCGGAAUGAUGUCGUACAUGUUCAUGGAGUUCCUAACUAUUUUUAUAAUAGUUAUAAUUCUUACUUCACUGGGUUCUUGAUAACUCCAGAUGAAUAAAGUCAGUUUAUUAAUUAUUGAAUAAACUAAAUCAUACAAAAACCAGAAAUAUAAUGUAGAAAAAACAAUUAAAUAAAUCAUUUUGAUAUUAGUUAAAGAUGAUAAUGAGAAGUAUGCCAUAUUUUAUGGUGGCAAAUUUAUUCUCAUGUUGGAGAAGUAUCAUUUAUUACACAGAAAUUUGGUGAAAUCAUAAUAAUCGAAGCGGCUGUUCUUUCUUAAACACAUGAAAAAUCAGAAAUACAUAUUUAAUUCUUUCAUUGCUUGAAUGUUUUACCUUAGGGAUUUUUUCAAAAUGGGAGUCUAUGGGAAAAUUACAAUUUUGGUGUGACAUCUUCGCGUAUAGAAAAAUCCUACAUGAAACUUUACACAGUUGCACGUUCACCCAUUUUCUAUCUAAAAGGUUAAAUUAAAUAUGCGUGAAAGGUGAAUAAAACCUGCGUUAAAACUUUUUAUAUAAGCUAAAAGGUUGAAAUCAUAGAAAAAAAAACAGUGUGAAAUCUUUACGCACAAUUUGAUUUCUAUAAUGAUUUUUUACCAUAAAGGUCUAUUUACGCACUUUCUCUAGCGGACCUAUCCGAUAGCUACGAGCAAAUGAAGAGUAUUGAGCAAAUGCUUCAGUUCAUUUUAGUAACAGUUUCACGUGAGUUUCAUUUAAACUUUAUGUUUUUCUAUUUUUUUUUAAUUAUGUAAAAUAUAUUUUGCCAUAUAAGAUAAGAAAUAUGCUUUUUGUAGCAAAAGGUGUAUGCCGGUGAAAAUGUGAAAUGGCUUAAAGCUACGAUAUGAGUAGAUGUUUUAAAGCGUAUAACGUUAGUGCUUUACUGCAUUAUAUGAGAGACUGAAUACCGGAACUGAAUUCUAUGGAAAACUGUUUUGUUCAUAUCAUACCAACACCUAUCACAUAAUUAUCAAAGCGCGAUGGUAUUGUGGUAGAAUUGCCGAAUAGUUGGAUUGUAAGAUGGCGAUGGUAGGAUAGUAGGUUAGCGAAGUUAGGAUGGUAGAAAAGCGAUGGUAGGAUAGUACGGUAUACUGCCAUCCUGCUGUCGCUGCCAAUGCUUUCCUACUAUCAUACUUUCCUACCAUCCUUCGAUAUUACAAUCUUAUUUUCCUACCAUCGCUUUACGUUCUUUUACCACCCGCAUAUUAGUGCACCUCAAGGGUGGCCAUUUUCUUACUGUGUGCCAGCUAAGUGUGCGCCAUCAUGGUUAGCAUUGAUUUAGCAUACGAACGCGCAAUGUAAAAGGGCAAUAGCCAAAAAGUAUUAUUACGUAGGAAGAAAAGGACGAAAGGCAAUGGUAGAAUAGCGACAGUAUGGUAUAAUAUUAUAUCAUCCUACUGCAGUUAUCCUACCAUCCCAAUGUCGCUAUCAUAUAUAUUUCUACCAUUGCACAUCCUACCAUCUAACUAUCCUACCAUCCUACGAUUGCGCUUUGAUGAUAAUAAUAGGCGUCGGGCGCUGGUAGGAUAUGAACAAAUAUUCUUCCGCAGAAUUAAGUGUUUGAAUGCAAGUUUUCGUCUUUUAUAUUUUGCAUGACUACGAUGUUGUUUACAGUGUCCCGUUAGGGCCUUCGCGGCAUUUUUAUUUAACGAUUUUCAAAAGUCGAAAUAACGAAACCACGAUGUUGAAAGUUCUGAAGUAUGAUAAUGACAAUGUGAAAUAAGUUCGACGUUUCGCCAUCAUAGUUAUGUUGUUUCAAUUCUUCAGCAGCCUAGCUUCGUGUUUACGGCUUUUAACCAUCUUAGUUUCGUUAUUUUUCAGCAUCAUUGUAUCGUUCUUUUGCUGUUUCGAACUCGCAAUAUCCGCCGAGGGCUCUAUUGGGACACUGUAGUUAUCACAUUUUGUUUACAUUUCUUCUACAUUUCAAGUAUAUAUAUGUUGUAAAACUCAUAUAACUUGUACUUUAUAGUAUGUUGAUUCAAAUCUAUGUACUUUAUUUGGCUUGUGCUUUAUAUUAUAUUGAUACUAGAUAACAUUAUGCUGAUGCUAUUUUUAAGAAAUAAUAAGUUCCCAAGUGUGGUUUAUCGUAGAAUAACCCGAAUUUAUGAGUUCUUAUGCGGCCUUCAUGAUAUAUUGUGUCGCAUAAGAACGAAAAACUAGGGUUAUUCUACGAUAAAUCACACUUGGGAACUUGUUAUUUCGAUUCUAACACGACAUACAAGUAUCAACAGUGUUAGAAAAAAUGGUAACUAUUUUUUACGACCGUGCUACGCACCUGGAUCGGAUGACGUCAUUGCACGCGAGUGGUUUAUUGCAGAAUAACCCGAGAUAGAUUUUGCUCUACAUGUAUGUAGGUUAUUCGCUGAUCGUGUUAGAAUAUGAAUUAAUGUGACUUGAAAUUUAUAUUAUGUUGAAUCUAUAUGUGAACUAAUUAUACGGAUUAAUAUGCUAGUGUGACUUGUACAUACUGCAUUAAAUGCUUACAUGACUUGCA